Saccoglossus kowalevskii is the source of this 1938-nucleotide messenger RNA. RefSeq lists its product as uncharacterized. Gene Ontology annotation, molecular function: protein binding; peptidase inhibitor activity; hormone binding. NCBI's taxonomy places the organism in Eukaryota, Metazoa, Hemichordata, Enteropneusta, Harrimaniidae. The record is from RefSeq and is a predicted model, not a curated record. Gene Ontology annotation, cellular component: signaling receptor complex; plasma membrane; apical plasma membrane. Gene Ontology annotation, biological process: receptor-mediated endocytosis.
AUGAAGAGUAUAGGUGGUGUUGUGCUGGUGUUUUGUAUACUGUAUCAAAUAUGUGCAGCUGAAAAACAAGAUAAUGUAAUUAACGUAAAGAAGAAGCCCAAGUAUUGUCAUGAAUUUGCUUUGGCGUUGAAGCAGAACAUUGAUUUUAACUUCAUGGAAAUUCAGUGUGAGAAAGAUGGCACUUUUUCACCGACGCAAUGUUUGAGAACAGGCAUGUGCGCAUGUGUCAAUAUGUAUGGAAAUUAUAUUACUUACACAGCGACGGCUCCCAACCAACCACCACCAGAAUGUAAAGGUUUGAAGCCUGGUCGUUGUCCAUUUACAAACACCGGUCUGUCAUGUGACAUUAAAUGCCAACAUGAUGCAGAAUGUCCUUUCAACCAUAAAUGCUGUAAUACUGAUUGUGGUAUGACGUGUCUAGAACCAAAACAAGACUGUUACCCAGACGAGUUUGUUUGCGAUGAUGGAGUGGUUUGUAUAUCAGAGUACCAAGUAUGUGAUGGGUUGCCUGACUGUAUUGAUGGCAGUGAUGAAUCACCAAGUAGAUGCACUGAGCCACGAUUUGAGUGUGAUUUUGACAGGAUGAUACCUAUACAUUUUGUUUGUGAUGGUUAUCCACAAUGUCCCGAUGGUUCUGAUGAGCUGAAUUGUGAAGAUUUUGAUUUUGUUUGUACCAAUGGGAAUAUCGUUAAACAGGUCUCUGUAUGCAAUGGCUAUGACAACUGUGCAGAUGGUAGUGACGAAUCUGGUUGCGGUAAGCUCUUUCUAUUCAAUGAUCCUUAUUGGAGUCUUAUAACAUUACAUAUGGGACUUUUUAACCUCAAGCUGAGUGUAAUGAAUCCACAAUUUAAGUGUACCGACGGUAGUUGUUAUGAAGAAUGGAAUCACUGUGAUGGAUAUAACGACUGUGGUGAUUGGUCUGAUGAAGACGGUUGUGCUUCCAUUCCCGGUGGUUAUGAAAAUGAUUGUUUCAGAGACUUUAUGUACCAAUGUGGUGAUGAAGAUUGUAUUAGUAUAUACGAAGUUUGUAAUGGGAUUCCUGACUGUGCCAAUGGAGAAGACGAAGUUAACUGCCAGCAUUAUAAAUGUGCUAAUGGUCAAUUUGUUCGAAAAGACGCUAACUGUACUGGAUGGAAUGAAUGCGAUGAUGGUAGUGACGAACUUGACUGUGAAUGCGACGAAGGCGCGUUCAAGUGUGAUAAUGGUUUAUGUAGGCCUGAGUAUGGCAUAUGUAAUACCUACGAUGACUGUGGUGAUAACAGUGAUGAGAAUAAUUGUGUGUACUAUGUAUGUGAUGAUGGACAAUUUCUAGCUCAAGGAAAUUAUUCUUGUAAUGGAUAUGCCGAUUGUGUUGACCAAAGUGAUGAAAAAGAUUGUCCAUGUGAUGAGAGUGAUGAUAGAUUUCGAUGUGAUAAUGGUCUUUGUAAGUGGUAUUAUGAUCAGUGUAACGGAUAUGACUCCUGUGGCGAUAAUUCUGACGAGCAGGAUUGUGUAAUUCACGUCUGUGACAAUGGAGAUGAAAUAAAGCGACGACCAGACUCUCCCUCUCCUAUUUGUGACAUGAACUUCGAUUGCUCCGAUAAAAGCGACGAGAAGGGCUGUGAAUGUCGUGCGUUUACUAUGAAGUGUUCAGAUACAGGAUAUUGUGUUUCAAGAUACAAUAUCUGUGACGGCAACGACGACUGUGGAGACGGUUCAGACGAAAAAAACUGUGUUUGCAGAGAAGACCAGUUCCGUUGUGAUGAUGGAAUAUGUAAACCGUUGUCAUGGAAAUGUAAUGGUUAUGACGAUUGUGGGGACAAUUCUGAUGAACAAUCAUGUGACGAAAUUUAACGUUUUAAUUUCCAAUAAUAAAUCAUUAAUUCUGGUAUUGUUGAAUACUAAUAUAGAUACGUAAUAAAUAGUAUAAAUAUAAAUAAAUAAAGAUACAAUACAAAU